AUGACAGAGAUUGCAAUCAAUAGGAGGUUUCAACGGCUGCCCGGGAAGAUCCUGCCUCCUGUAUCCCCAGGCAUUUUUCCAUCCCCUGAACAUGCAUUUGGUUGUGCUGGUACAAUUCCACUCACUGCAGAGAUUUCUGAGGAACCAGGUUAUAACUUCCAGCAGGAUCAGGGAAGUGAUUCUUCCCGUGUACUCAGUGCUGGUGAGGCCACACCUCGAGUGCUGUGUCCAGUUCUGGGCCCUCAGUUCAGGAAGGAUAUUGAGGUGCUGGAGCAGGUCCAGAGAAAAGCAACAAGGCUGGUGAAGGGACUUGAGCACAAGUCUUAUGAGGAGAGUCUGAGGGAGCUGGGGCUGUUUAGCCUGGACAAGAGGAAGCUCAGGGGAGACCUCAUCACUCUCUACAACUCUCCGAAAGGAGGUUGUAGCCAGGUGGGGGUUGGUCUCUCUUCCCAGGCAACUAUCAGUAAGACAAGAGGGCAUGGUCUUAAGCUGUGCCAGGGGAGGUUUAGGUUGGAUAUUAGGAAGAAAUUCUUUACAGAGAGGGUAAUCAGGCACUGGAAUGGGCUGCCCGGGGAAGUGGUGGAUUCUCUGUCCCUGGAGGUUUUUAAGAUGAGACUG
Messenger RNA from Lepidothrix coronata (blue-crowned manakin), 618 nucleotides. RefSeq lists its product as uncharacterized. NCBI's taxonomy places the organism in Eukaryota, Metazoa, Chordata, Aves, Passeriformes, Pipridae. The record is from RefSeq and is a predicted model, not a curated record.